AUGACGUGAUUAGAAAACUAAAUGACACAGGCUCGUCAUUAACGACCUGUCGUUGAGGGCAAGAAAACGCGAGCCCAGAGCCGAUAUAUCACUUCCAUUGCAGAACUGCAAAAGACAGCAGCAAUGGCGACAGAGCUUGAAGAGUUAGUUGGCUUCCUCUCUUCUCCUUCUUUGCCAGUGCAGAAGGCAGCUGUCCUUAUCGUUAGGGACUUAACGGGGUCUGAAGAUGGUUUACUUUCUCUUUCCAACUAUUCUAAUAAUGUGCUUUCCUCAUUGGUUAGACUUUUAAGCCAAAACAAGGAGGUUUCUGAGCCUGCAGCAGAAGCCCUAGUGAAUCUGUCACAGAACUCGAAUUUAGCUGCAAAGAUGGUUGAGAUAGGAAUUGUUAAAAUGGCUAUGGAUCUAUUAUAUAAGCCAGAUUCUAGCAUUACUCGAUUGCUGGUAAUGCUCCUAGUAAAUCUUACUCAGCUAGAUGCUGGUAUUUCAUCAUUGCUUCAGGCUGACGAUGAGAAGAUGCAAGGACUGUUUGUUAUGAAGCUUGUCAGAUCAUUCUGUAGAUCCUCUGGUGAAACUAGAGAUGAUCCAUUUGACCAUGUUGGUUCCGUUCUUGUAAAUAUAUCACAGAAAGAAGCUGGUAGGAAAAUGUUACUGGACCCUAAGCGAGGGUUGCUAAAGCAGAUUCUUAGACAGUUUGACUCAACUAGUCCAGUGAGGAAGAAAGGGGUUUCUGGAACAAUCCGCAACUGCUGUUUUGAAGCUGAGAACCAGCUACAAGAUUUGCUUUUGGAAGCCGAGUUUCUUUGGCCUGCCUUACUUCUGCCUGUUGCGGGCAAAAAGAUAUAUAGUGAACAAGACACAUCCAAGAUGCCUCUUGAGCUCGGCAGUGCACUCUCGAUCGAGCGUGAACAGUGUGAUGACCCUGAAAUUCGUGUUCAAGCACUGGAGUCUAUUUACUUGAUCACAUUACAGGAGGCAGGUCUUAGAGCCUUUUGGUCUGUAAAUGGACCUUGUAUACUGCAAGUCGGAUACGAAGAUGAGCAAGAUCUAAAGGUUAUGGAAGCUUAUGAGCAAGUGGGCUCCUUGCUUGUUCAUGAAAGUGGGAACACAACGUCCUCAGCUUAAUAUCAUUCAUGGUCAGCGAACUUAUUAUUAAGAGUUUUAACAGCAAAAUCACUCAAUUUUGAUUUGUUUCAAUAAGAUCAUUAUUGCUAGAUUUUGAUAGAAGUGUAUCUAACUUUUUACAUGGUAACAAUAAAGCUGUUGUAAUAUAGCUCUACAAUAUACAUCAAAAUUUUGACUAAUUCUAUAUGAAAACAACCUAAUUGUAUUAAAAUUAA
Messenger RNA from Ricinus communis (castor bean), 1337 nucleotides. RefSeq names its product protein HGH1 homolog. NCBI's taxonomy places the organism in Eukaryota, Viridiplantae, Streptophyta, Magnoliopsida, Malpighiales, Euphorbiaceae. Bases 124 to 1122 code for a protein of 332 amino acids. The transcript has 9 exons. The record is from RefSeq and is a predicted model, not a curated record. Gene Ontology annotation, molecular function: protein binding.